Molecule: messenger RNA, 3559 nt
Organism: Hyaena hyaena (striped hyena)
Lineage: Eukaryota; Metazoa; Chordata; Mammalia; Carnivora; Hyaenidae
Gene: SEPTIN10
Product: septin 10
Exons: 12
Coding region: 449-1915 (488 amino acids)
Biological process (GO): cytoskeleton-dependent cytokinesis
Cellular component (GO): septin ring; microtubule cytoskeleton; cell division site
Molecular function (GO): GTPase activity; GTP binding; molecular adaptor activity
Source: RefSeq, a predicted model, not a curated record
CGCCUGCUGGCUGAGUUUUUUUUCCCGCGAGUCUUCCUCCACAAGUACUGAAUCUCUUCCAGUCACUCUCCCUCCGUUUGGGGUUGUCGUCUUUUGAGACGUCGAGGGAUACUCCUGAGAGAGACUCGCUUCGCGCGCGCGCGCAACUAUUUGGCGCAGUUAAUGUCACGCGCCCCGUCUAGCGGGGCCUCGGCCCUCUGGCCCACUGCCCUCGCGUCUCUGAGGCCAGUAGACUUGGCUCCUCCCCUUUCCCCGGUUACCCGAUGCCCCCCUCUCCCGCGGAGGCUGACCCCGCCCGUUACACCCGCCUCCGGCCCGCGCCCCGUGCGUUCCACUCUUCCCGGGCCCCCUUUGCUCCCUUCUAGGUUGGGACGCUAUUCUCGGGGGCCCUGGCUGAAACCCCCACUUCGCUGAGACUCCUGCCUACGCUCACCUUCCGCUCGGGACCAUGACCUCUGAGGUGGCGCGGCACCUGCUCUUUCAGUCUCACAUGCCAACAAAAACAACUUGUCCAUCCUCACAAAUAUCUGAUGAUGAGCAGAAACAAAAAAGAAACAAUAUUCGUUCUUUAACUAUGUCUGGCCAUGUUGGUUUUGAGAGUUUGCCUGAUCAGUUGGUCAAUAGAUCCAUUCAGCAAGGCUUCUGUUUUAAUAUUCUCUGUGUGGGGGAGACUGGAAUUGGAAAAUCAACACUGAUUGACACACUAUUUAAUACUAAUUUUGAAGACCAUGAAUCCUCACAUUUUUACCCACAUGUUAGACUUAAAGCUCAGACAUAUGAACUCAACGAAAGUAAUGUUCGAUUGAAAUUGACUAUUGUGAAUACAAUAGGAUUUGGUGACCAAAUAAACAAAGAAGAGAGCUACCAACCAAUAGUUGACUACAUAGAUGCUCAGUUUGAGGCCUAUCUCCAAGAGGAGCUAAAAAUCAAGCGUUCUCUCUUUAACUACCACGAUUCUCGCAUCCAUGUGUGCCUCUACUUCAUCUCACCUACAGGUCACUCCCUGAAGACACUGGAUCUCUUAACGAUGAAGAGCCUUGACAGCAAGGUGAACAUUAUACCAGUGAUUGCCAAAGCAGAUGCAAUCUCUAAAGCUGAAUUACAGAAGUUUAAGAUCAAGCUCAUGAGUGAAUUGGUUAGCAACGGUGUCCAGAUAUACCAGUUCCCAACAGAUGAUGAAACCAUUGCUAAAAUCAAUGCUUCAAUGAAUGGACAUUUACCAUUUGCUGUUGUAGGAAGUAUGGAUGAGGUAAAAGUUGGAAAUAAGAUGGUCAAAGCUCGCCAAUACCCUUGGGGUGUUGUACAAGUGGAAAACGAAAAUCACUGUGACUUUGUAAAGCUCCGAGAGAUGCUCAUUUGCACAAACAUGGAGGAUCUGCGAGAACAGACCCAUACUAGGCAUUAUGAACUUUACAGGCGAUGCAAACUGGAGGAAAUGGGCUUUACAGAUGUGGGCCCAGAGAAUAAGCCACUCAGUCUUCAAGAGACCUAUGAAGCCAAAAGACAUGAAUUUUAUGGUGAACGUCAGAGGAAGGAAGAAGAAAUGAAGCAGAUGUUUGUGCAGCGAGUAAAGGAGAAAGAAGCCAUAUUGAAAGAAGCUGAAAGAGAGCUACAGGCUAAAUUUGAGCACCUUAAAAGAGUUCACCAAGAAGAGAGAAUGAAGCUUGAAGAGAAGAGAAGACUCUUGGAAGAAGAAAUAAUCGCUUUCUCAAAAAAGAAAGCUACCUCAGAGAUAUACCAGAACCAGUCCUACAUGGCAUCAGGCAGCAACCUGAAGAAGGACAAGGACCGUAAGAAGGAUCCAGGCUAUCGAUUCGAACUCCUGUGCUUUGAUGUCAGAGCUUGUGAAAUCAAUGGUGGACGUAAAGAUGCAGAGGAAGGUAGAGAGGGCCCCUGUACAAUGGGGCGGCCAUGAGUAGCAUUUGGAGGAUAAUCUCAAGGCUUAUAGGUUUGGGCUCCAAUUUUAUGUAAAACAAAGGUUCCAGAUCACAGAAGGUCAUCACAAGCAAAAGUUAUUAAAAUGUUAGAAGUAUGGUCUGAUUUUCUUGCUGUUUUUAUUUGAUCUAUCACUUAUUCUGUAUCCAGCAAAUGGCCAUAGCUACUGUCAUUUAUGGAGAAAUGUUUUUAAGUAUAAGGUUAAUACAUGAGCCACAGUGAAUGAUAUCACUUAUAUAUUCACUGCUGUGAGAGAUUUUCAAGUUGCUCGUUUGUGAUGAAUGUAGGUAAUUUUUCCUCCUGCCCAGUUAUUGUCACUUACAUGCAUUGUACCACAGAACAAAGUGCCAGUGCCAUUAAAAAUACGGAACUCAUUCAUCAUCUGGCUACCUGAUUGCAUUUAUAUUACAACAGGAACUCCUUUUUUGUACAUACUAAAGAUAAAAUUUGGAAAAUAUGUUUUAAAAUGUAUUAUGUACCUGAAGCUCUAACCUCUUAAUAGUUUUAUAGAACUUUUUUAUUUUUGAUACCAUUAUCCAAUUGAUAACAUGAUCCUAAGUGUUUGUAUCAAAUUAUGUAACAUGAUGGCCUUCCAAGCUUUAGUAUACCUUAUUGUGGUUGAUGUAUUGUUGUGAUGAAACAAGAUAUGUUUAAAAGUAAAAACAUCUAGGUAUAAUUCCCUUUCCUAGUGAUGAGUGAUGAGGUGUUGCCACUCUGUUCCAUUAGGGUGUUUUACAUAGUUGUUUCAAACUCUGUCUUCCAUGGAAAAAAUCAUAAGUUUGACUUGUCUUAUUAAAGAUAUUUCUUAAGAAGAUAUCUGUGAGCAUCUGAAUAUUAAAGAUAUAAAAAUUUAGAUAACUCAUAUAUUAGGAGAUAUUUGAAUUCAGUGCCUUUGUAGUAUUCUUAGAACAAUUGGAUGCCUUCUAACUUUUUCUUAACAGUCAUAGGUAUAUAAUUUUUUCAUUUUUUGUACUUGAAUAUCCUAAAUAAAAUUGACAUUUACUCUUGACAAAUAAAAUAUAUCUACAUAUUUACUAAAAUGUGAUUAAAUUACUUUAACUUUUCUUUUUGCAAACUUCCAUCUUAAGCAUUUUAUCAAAAUUAGUUCAUUUAAUCUUGUGUUUGAAUUAUUUUAAGACAGGUAUAUAUUACCAAUAUUUUUCAGAAAACAAAAUGUUUUACUUAGCCUAUGUCAGAUUCUGAGCAUUGUAUUUUUUUCAUGAAGUUGUGUAAGUUGCAAAUAAAACCUUCAUUUUAUAGCACAAUUUAUCUGAACAAAUGCCUUAAAUUCCAGUUUUGCAUUUGAAAUGCACAAAUGUCUCUUAGCCUUUUAAACGUUAGUAAAGUAAGUUUAAGUAUCACAGAAAAAGCUCUGAACUUUCUUCUCAGGAUCAGUAAUACCCAAGUUCUGGAAGGUGGGCGCAGGAGAGCCUGUGAGUCCAUGAGGGCAGGUAGCCUGUCGUACAAAGCUCAACCACUGCUGCAGCCCUGAGCGUUGGAUGAGGAGAGUGUCAUCCAGGAAGCUCACUUAUGUGAUGUGAGUGCUGGUCAUCUGCAGUUUUGUCAUAUCAAACUAUGUAUUAAACAGCUAUCCUCAACUUUAAUAAAGUACUUUUAAAUGCCA